Molecule: messenger RNA, 1897 nt
Organism: Haliotis rubra (blacklip abalone)
Lineage: Eukaryota; Metazoa; Mollusca; Gastropoda; Lepetellida; Haliotidae
Exons: 2
Coding region: 283-1251 (322 amino acids)
Source: RefSeq, a predicted model, not a curated record
AUGAAAGACUACACUUGUUUGUGACGUGCCAUUUCAACGAUAACAAUCAACCGUUAGGCCUACUGCUAUACUGCAGGCAGGUAACGUUAAUGCUGUGUUCAAGUAACAGACACGCCUAGGCUCGGUUCGGGUAAUCAACACAAUGAAGAAACAACGAGGAAGUAGAAGGGGUCGAUUAUACAUAUCACAAACCACGUCAACACAUGCCCACAGCGUGUGGGCAUUAUAGAGCCACAUCAAUCCAGACUUCGGGUUGUUCAGUGCCCUUCUUCCUCGCCGUUCAUGGUUUAUCAGUCCCUGGGUAAUGUAAUGACGUCACCGGACGAGUUGCGCCAUCCCCAGUCGGGACAGGACCGACUACAUAAAUGGGCAUUGUGGCGGAUGUCUGUCAACCAGGAACUGAUACACGGCAUGGAUGGAGCAAGUCCGAACACUGAGCGGCAGGCAUACAACUCCUUUAUGGAUACACAAAGCCUUACUCAUCGUUACAUAGAAAACCCUGACAUGCAAAGGGAACAGACAUACCAUAUUCGACACACAUACGGCAUGCCUCCAUCACCUAAAUACCCAAUGGGAGACACGUUGUACUUUUUGUAUGGGUUGCCAAGGGCUACUGCUUCGGCCUCGGUACCUAAAGUAAUGUCCUCCCAAUAUGCUUCCAUGCCGAAUAUUGCUGACUUUGAAUUACAUGAUUAUCAAGCUGACACUAGAAACGUCAAAAAUAGGCGUGACUUCCCUGGGCGUAUCACCACGCCUGUACAGCCUGUAUUGCCUGAGAGUCGUGAAACUGAACAACUGCAGCCUAACACAGCACCAGCUCACGCCCCUCCACUGGGGAGGUAUUCGCCACGCCCAAUGACAUAUUUGGAUAGGGUUAGUGAGUUGAAUUCGAAACGAGGACAGACUUCACCUGUCUACUUCCGCGACACACCGGAAACAGACAAUAGUCCAGAUCGUGUGAAUAAUAUCAACAAACCUGUUUUAGUACCGCCGUCAGUUUUUCGUAAUGAAGUUCUGAGAAGAUCCAACAUCGAUCUGCCCCUCAACAUAGAUGGCCAUGGAAGUGAUGUUACAGUACCAAACGACAUGAUGGGCGGUGCUGCCGAUGACGAUGGGUUUGAGGACCCACGCGUUGCUAGAUUCAACCGCGGUCGACAGAAGUACACGUGGAGCGUAGUGAGAGAGAAUGGAAGUGUGUCUGAUAAACGGUACAGGUAUGUGGACGAGAGUCACAUGAAGACACACCUAUGAAGACACGCAAGGGUUUGCAGAGGCAGAUUCCUUUAGUAUCUCGCCUACACUCAGCAAACUGAACAAUUGAACUAUCCUGGCUGUAAACUGAUCAAACCGGAUAACCAACGUAAAGCAAAGAUAAAGCUUUCGUUGAUCUUGAUUGCCAUAACUCCUGAUUCAAAAGUGAUCCUGCACUUGUUACUCUCUAAUGGUUUUGAAGGUAAUGCAAUUAAAAGGAGCAUAACUCUAUUAGCAACACAUUUUAUAAUCUUUACAUGAUGUGGCUCUAACCUAGUGUUGGCUCUCAUCAUGAGCUUUUAACAUAAUGUUCUGAUUAAUAAAUACACACCUGUACACACCUGGUGUUUUGGGACUGUUCCCAAAAAGACCAUAAAUAUUUUGCUAGUAAUGUUGUAAUUUGGUACGAUAUCUGUGGUGUUUUGGAAACACAUGCACAAUGUUUGUGACAAGGCAGAAUAAAAACACUUUUUAAUAUUAAUGCUGUUUUUAAGAAAAUAUUUUACCAAAGAAUCAGGUAUGUACAUUUGUAAAUGUAUAUUGUAAAUGUACAUCCCAUCGACAGCGAAACACGUCAUCAAUUUCCGUAUUGAAUGUCGUAGUAUACAUCUAUGUACCUGUCUUUCAUCAUAAACUUUGACAUUUU